Molecule: messenger RNA, 1216 nt
Organism: Piliocolobus tephrosceles (Ugandan red Colobus)
Lineage: Eukaryota; Metazoa; Chordata; Mammalia; Primates; Cercopithecidae
Gene: SPIC
Product: Spi-C transcription factor
Exons: 6
Coding region: 245-991 (248 amino acids)
Biological process (GO): regulation of transcription by RNA polymerase II; cell differentiation
Cellular component (GO): nucleus
Molecular function (GO): DNA-binding transcription factor activity, RNA polymerase II-specific; sequence-specific DNA binding
Source: RefSeq, a predicted model, not a curated record
GAUGGUUGUGUCUUAACAAUUCUAAUUUAAAAAAAUUAUUACUAUUUUUUCAUCAGAGCCAUCACACUGGAAAAUAAUUUUUUAUUUUCACGAUAGCCUACCAUUGAAUUUACCAUUCUGAUAUUAAUGAAACAUCUCUAUAAAGGGUUGAAGUGUCUUCCCGGAUUGUCAACUUGUUUUAUUUUGUUUAUUUUCUUCAAGCAACAACCUCUAAGGAACAGAAUUGUCAAUUUAUUAAUGAAAUAUGACGUGUGUUGAACAAGACAAGCUGGGUCAAGCAUUUGAGGAUGCUUUUGAGGUUCUGAGGCAACAUUCAACUGGAGAUCUUCAGUACUCACCAGAUUACAAAAAUUACCUGGCUUUAAUCAACCAUCGUCCUCAUGUCAAAGGAAAUUCCAGCUGCUAUGGAGUGUUGCCUACAGAGGAGCCUGUCUAUAAUUGGAGAACGGUAAUUAACAGUGCUGCGGACUUCUAUUUUGAAGGAAAUAUUCAUCAAUCUCUGCAGAACAUAACUGAAAACCAGCUGGUACAACCCACUGUUCUCCAGCAAAAGGGGGGAAAAGGCAGGAAGAAGCUGCGACUGUUUGAAUACCUUCACGAAUCCCUGUGUAAUCCAGAGAUGGCAUCUUGUAUUCAGUGGGUAGAUAAAACCAAAGGCAUCUUUCAGUUUGUAUCAAAAAACAAAGAAAAACUUGCCGAGCUUUGGGGGAAAAGAAAAGGCAACAGGAAGACCAUGACUUACCAGAAAAUGGCCAGGGCGCUGAGAAAUUAUGGAAGAAGUGGGGAAAUUACCAAAAUCCGGAGGAAGCUUACUUACCAGUUCAGUGAGGCCAUUCUCCAAAGACUCUCUCCAUCCUAUUUCCUGGGGAAAGAGAUCUUCUACUCACAAUGUGUUCAACCUGAUCAAGAAUAUCUCAGUUUAAAUAACUGGAAUGCAAAUUAUAAUUAUACAUAUGCCAAUUACCAUGAGCUAAAUCACUAUGAUUGCUAAAUAUACUCUCAUAUUUCAUGGUUUACUGGCAUCGGAAAUCCCUACAAAUUUUAAGGAUUUCUCCCUCUGUCUCUUUUUUCCCUCCUCUGAAGAAAUUUAGAAUUUUUCUCUUAAAGCAAAUACUAAAGAGAAAAAAAUUAACUUUAUUGUUGCUUUUAUCAAAGAGCAUGUGAUCUAUACUAACUUGUUGGGAAAUUCUACCAGUGAAAAAACUUUUUUAUAAUA